Didymodactylos carnosus is the source of this 798-nucleotide messenger RNA. The record is from the annotation of a GenBank genome assembly. Lineage: Eukaryota; Metazoa; Rotifera; Eurotatoria; Philodinida; Philodinidae.
AUGCUUAAAGAUGAUCUCGGAUUGAAGGCUAACAAGAAACGUGUCGAACCGGCUCUUACCGAUCUUAAAAAAGUGAAGAGAAUUAAAUUUGCAAACUGGAUUUUGAACAAUUUCGAUAAAACAAAAACUUUACGAAUAUUGUUUUCUGAUGAAAAAUACUUCGAUCUGGACGGUAUGUACAAUCGGCAAAAUGAUAGAAUCUGGGCAGUAGAUCGUGCUGAAGCUGAUGCUAACGGUGGAAUCAAGCAAAAACAACAGUUUCCAGGAAAAUUCAUGGUGUGGUUAGGUGCUUGUUCGAAAGGAAUUACACCAUUGGUAAUUUCUGAAAAUGGUACCAUGAAUCAUCAACGAUACAUUGAUGAAGUACUUCCAAUUCCUAAAAAAUACGAUGAUAAACAAUUUGGAGAUGACUGGACAUACCAGCAGGAUGGAGCCAGGCCACACACGGACAAACAUUCAAUGAAAUGGUGUUACGAUAACAUGCCUGCAAUAAUCGACAAACAACGUUGGCCACCAAAUAGUCCUGAUCUCAAUCCUUUGGACUAUAGUGUAUGGACUGAAUUUGUACAACAAAUUAAUUGGAAUGUUGUACGAUCAAAACAAACUUUAAUUGAAGAACUGAAACGAUGUGUGAAAAAAAUUAGACCAGAAACAGUUUUAAAAAGUUGUGAAAGUUGGACCAAUCGAUUGCAUCGUUUAAAAAAAUUAACGGAAACUAUCUUCAUUAAUAAAGACACCUGGUUUUGUAGAGAAUUUCAAGAGGAAUCUAAUAAAAAAAAAAUUAAGUCGAUUGGAUGA